Molecule: messenger RNA, 1748 nt
Organism: Leptinotarsa decemlineata (Colorado potato beetle)
Lineage: Eukaryota; Metazoa; Arthropoda; Insecta; Coleoptera; Chrysomelidae
Product: protein disulfide-isomerase A3
Biological process (GO): protein folding; response to endoplasmic reticulum stress
Cellular component (GO): endoplasmic reticulum
Molecular function (GO): protein disulfide isomerase activity
Source: RefSeq, a predicted model, not a curated record
AUUGUAGUGAAGUAUUUUCGUAAUAGUCAAUGCCUUGGGCUGUUGCUAGUUAUUUUUUUCUCAAAUUCUCAAGUAAGCCCAACAAACGAAAAUCUCCUCAGAGAUCUGAAAUGACCCACUGACGUUCUGACGUUCGCUGUCAGUUUACUACCUAUAACAAAAAAUGAAGUUGCCCGAUAUACUGGUAGUGUGCUUACUCUUCCUCUUAUACGAAAUCGCACCAGAAGAAUACGAUGUCACCGAAAAUAACUUUGAUUCCUGGAUUAAAGAACAGAGAAUUGUCUUUGUCAUGUUUUUCAUUUCUUGGUCAGAAGAAUAUAAAUUGAUGUAUGCAGAGUACCAGAAAUCAAGCGCCAUUUUGGACAGAAACAACUCCAUAUUGACCCUUCUGAAAGUCAACUGCUCUGCACCAGAGUGCGAAGAGACUUGCCUGAGAUUCAGAGUAAACGAAAAUACAAUACUGAAGGUUUUCCGAUACGGUGAGUAUUCUGAAACUUACAGGGGUAGGGCAACAGCCCUGGAUAUCGCCAAAUUUCUACAGUCCCACCUCAAUCCGGCUUCAACGGAACUUGAAACGACUAACGACCUGAAUGACUUCCUGUAUGCUGAAAACAAAACUGCGGUGGUGGGAAUGUUCAAUGGAGAAUCGGCUUUGAAAUUAGCUUUCUUGAACGUCGCCGACAGAUACAGGAACAAAGUCAGAUACGCUCACACGAAAUCAGCAGAUAUUCGGAAGGUUCUGGAAGUCAAUAACGACAUCUUGAUGUUUCGACCACUCUACCUCCACAACAAAUACGAACCUAGUAUCUUGCAAUACACCGGGGAGGCAGAUCCAACAACUAUCAAGCAAUUCAUCAAGGAAUACCCUCACGGGCUUGUUGGGAGAAGGACCCAGGACAACGUUGAAGACUUCGAAUAUCCAUUGGUCGUGGUCUACUUCGACAUAGACUUCGAAACCUUUCCGCAAACUACGCAGUACUGGAGGAAUAGAAUCUUGAAAGUUGCUGACAUGUUCAGAGAGAACGUGACGUUCGCUAUGAGCAACGCUGAAGACUUCCAGGAAGAACUGGCCGAUCUUGAUUACCUCGACAAGCCUGUGGUGAUAGCAAAAGACGGUACAACGAAUAAGUACGUGCUUGUGGGAGAAUUUUCCUCAUACAACUUCGAGAAUUUUGUCGGGGACUUCCUUGGGAACAGUUUGAAGCCUUUCUUUUCGAAAACGGAGCCUAUUCCCGCAUUUAACAACGAAUCGGUGAAAAUUGCAGUGGCACAGAACUUCAAAUCAUUGGUGGUUGAUAGCGAAAAGGACACUAUAAUUAGCUUCCAUUCCAAAUGGUGUACUCUUUGCAAGAAAUUGGCUUCCUUAUACGUAAGCCUGGCAAAAUCAUUUAGCAGCGAAGACAUCGUAUUCGUGGCAAUGGACGCUUACAAGAACGAUGUUCCUGAGGAGUACAAAGUCGAAGAGCUUUAUACUCCAACCAUGUACUGGGCCCCCAUUGGGUCUAAGCAGAAGCCAUUCCGGUACAGGGGUAAACUAGAGAAAAAAGAUUUGAUCAGAUUCAUUGCCAAGUAUGCCACCUAUGAAUUGAAAGGGUACGAUAGGGAAGGUAAACCAAAGAAGGUGGUUAGGACGGAAUUGUGACCAAUGACGAGGAAGCUUUGUAUUUAAUUUCUUUGCAUUGAUGAUCAAUGGGUGUUAUUGAUCCUGACAUUUUCAUUUCAAAAUAUAAAAUCAUACGUUCUAUGUA